GGUUAGAAGCAAUUACUUCCAAGGAGGGGAUAGGCACCAAGUACUUAAAGGACAGGCAUAUCUCCAUUCGUGUGUCAGACAAUUCACUUCUUUCACCUGUCAUCCAUCUCCGAGCUGUUCAAACAUCCGAUCAAGCAAUUACUUCUCCUGUCCAGUCCCACCAAACUCCCAGCAACAUCCCAGAAGGAUUUUUCUAUCUGCAUCCUCUCCCUCAUCAUGUCCACCACUACCGAAGACCAACCCUCCCAAACCUACUCCGGCCAUUGUCACUGUGGCGCCCACCGCUUCACCGUGACCGUCUCCCCCCCUCUCGGCGCCGGCCCCAAACCCGAAAACACCGGCGUCACCCACUGCAACUGCAGCAUCUGCCACCUCCAGGGCCUUCGAUUCAUCUACGUGGACCACGCCGCCGUGACGUUCACGAAGGGCGGCCCGGACGGGAUGACCCCGUACCAGUUCGCGAAGAAGAACAUCGCGCAUCGGUUCUGCCCGACCUGCGGCACGUUCGUGAUCUCGCAGAGCGUGGAUCCCGACAUGUAUCCGAAUAUUCGGGCCGUCAAUAUGAGGUGCUUGGCGGAGGUGAACGUGGAUGAUCUGCGGCAGGAUGUAGUGGAUGGGAAGAAAUUGGAGCCGCUAUAUAAGUUGGAUGACUGAACGGGAUGUGGAAGCAAGUAAGCGGUCAUUUGAGGCGAGGAUGAGGAGGAUGGGUGACAUAAAAUGAUCAUAACAACCGUUUUGUAAUCCGAGGACAGAAUUCAAAUGCAUUGGGAAAAGGCCUCCAAUAUUAUUCCCAGAC
Messenger RNA from Eremomyces bilateralis CBS 781.70, 796 nucleotides. RefSeq lists its product as uncharacterized. Lineage: Eukaryota; Fungi; Ascomycota; Dothideomycetes; Eremomycetales; Eremomycetaceae. The record is from RefSeq and is a predicted model, not a curated record. The transcript has a single exon. The coding region runs from base 217 to 654 and encodes 145 amino acids. Gene Ontology annotation, molecular function: carbon-sulfur lyase activity.